UUCUAUCCGACACUCACUCCCCACAAGUGAGACAAGCGCUGCUAGCGAAGCGUGCUCAAAGUACGCUAACUAAACUACGAUAUCACCUGUUAAAAAGAAUUACUUUCUGAAGCGUCCGUCAAUGCCAACGACGCCAAUGUUGUUAUCGAGAAGAAAUCGCUUCUAAAGGAUAACCUGCAGGACAAUUUGUGAUGUCUACUACUGAGAUGGAGUCUACAGAACAUGAAACGAUCGACCCGGAUUCAAAGUACCCGUUGAAAGUUCUUUACUGUGGAGUGUGCUCGCUGCCUUCAGAGUACUGCGAAUACAUGCCCGAGCCGGCCAAAUGUCGGCAAUGGUUGGAGAAGAACUUCCCGGAUGUUUUUGCCCGGAUGACUCUCGCAAAUGCCCCCGAAAAGCAUCCCGACACUGGAGAUGCUCCCCCUGCUGGUGAGGAGGAGGAAAAGAAGAAACAGAAAAGAGGUGGACGGGGUCAGAUCAAACAGAAGAAGAAGACAGUGCCUCAGAAGGUGACGAUAGCCAAAAUCCCAAGAGCCAAGAAGAAAUACGUGACGCGGGUGUGCGGGCUGGCAACCUUCGACAUCGAGCUGAAAGAGGCUCAGCGGUUCUUUGCUCAGAAGUUCUCCUGUGGCGCCUCCGUCACGGCCGAGGACGAGAUCAUCAUUCAGGGAGAUUUCACCGACGACAUCAUCGACGUCAUUCAAGAGAAGUGGCCAGAGGUGGAUGACGACAGCAUCGACGAUCUGGGCGAGGUGAAAAAGUGAAGACCAAAAUGUGCACUUUUGCGGGAAAAUGGACGUGACCUGAAACGACAUCUCGGCCAAAUGUACACCUUGAUAUCAUUUUCUACCUAUUUUAUUUACUGUACAUAAAACAGCGCCUGGCCGCUCACUUGAACAUUGUUUUUAAUUUCUUAUGAAUUUCUAGCCAAAGGUUUGGUCUCACGUCAUCCCACCCCGUCACCCUGUUGUUCCGUCAAGCGAAAGCGUCGGCUCAGAGAUUUCAUUUUUUUUCUUUCCCCUUGCUGGAAAACAUUAAAAACAUUUCUUUUCAAGUUUGCUUAUCUGUUUUAACCUGGACACAAUAGGGGAAAACAACUUCCGUAUUUUCAGCACUACAAGGCGCAUCGGAGUAUAAGGCGCACCUUAGAUGAAUGGCUUAUUUUAAAACUGUUUUCAUAUACAGUAUAGGGCGCACCG
This is a messenger RNA of Corythoichthys intestinalis (scribbled pipefish), 1199 nucleotides long. RefSeq names its product density-regulated protein (gene denr). NCBI's taxonomy places the organism in Eukaryota, Metazoa, Chordata, Actinopteri, Syngnathiformes, Syngnathidae. The coding region runs from base 192 to 764 and encodes 190 amino acids. The record is from RefSeq and is a predicted model, not a curated record. The transcript has 8 exons. Gene Ontology annotation, molecular function: mRNA binding; translation initiation factor activity. Gene Ontology annotation, biological process: formation of translation preinitiation complex; translation reinitiation.